GGAACCUGUGAAGGAAAGCCUGUGAAGGCAGCCCUGGGCUGGGACUCCUGUCGGACCCAGCGAGAGGGAUUCCAAGGAGACCGCCAGGAAGCCCGCGGCUUGUAGUUUCCGCUCUCUGGAGUCCGCGUCUCCGCAGCCGCGGUCUGGGAGCUCCGCACGUCUUAAAGGGGGUGAAGGGGAGUUGGGGGGGAGUGGAGACAGGCUGCUCCUAAUGCCGCACCUCAGGAGGCGCGCUAGGAGGGAAACCGUCACCGCCGCCUCUGCCUCCGCGCUUAACAAACGGUUAAAGAUUUUGGGCAGUGCCUCGCUGGGGGAGGAGCCAGGGGCCCAAUCCGCAAUUAAAGAUGAACUUUGGGUGAACUAAUUGUCUGACCAAGCGAAGGAAAUUCCUGCAGAUGAAGCGCAGGAAAUACGGCUUCAUCUACAAGACGCAUCUGUUCGGGCGGCCCACAGUGCGGGUGAUGGGUGCAGACAACGUGCGACGCAUCUUGCUUGGGGAGCACCGGCUGGUGUCGGUCCACUGGCCCGCGUCGGUGCGCACCAUUCUGGGCUCUGGCUGCCUUUCCAGCCUACACGACUCCUCGCACAAGCAGCGCAAGAAGGUGAUUAUGCGGGCCUUCAGCCGCGAGGCGCUCCAGUGCUAUGUGCCGGUGAUCGCGGAGGAAGUGGGCAAUUGCUUGGAACAGUGGCUGAGCUGCGGCGAGCGCGGCCUCCUGGUCUACCCCCAGGUGAAGCGCCUCAUGUUCCGCAUCGCCAUGCGCAUCCUACUGGGCUGUGAGCCCGGGUUGGCAAGCGGCGGGGAUGCAGAGCAGCAGCUGGUGGAGGCCUUCGAAGAAAUGAUCCGCAAUCUCUUCUCGUUGCCCAUCGACGUGCCUUUCAGCGGGCUGUACAGGGGUAUGAAGGCGCGGAACCUCAUCCACGCUCGCAUCGAGGAGAACAUUCGCGCUAAGAUUUGCGGGCUGCGGACGGCGGAGGAGGGCGGGGGCUGCAAAGAUGUGCUUCAACUGCUGAUCGAGCAUUCCUGGGAGAGAGGAGAGAGGCUGGACAUGCAGGCACUAAAACAAACUUCAACUGAACUCCUCUUUGGAGGACAUGAUACUACAGCCAGUGCAGCCACAUCUCUGAUCACUUACCUGGGUCUCUACCCACAUGUUCUCCAGAAAGUUCGGGAAGAGCUGAAGAGUAAGGGUUUACUUUGCAAGAGCAAUCAAGACAACAAGUUGGACAUGGAAAUUUUGGAACAACUCAAAUAUAUUGGAUGUGUUAUUAAAGAGACCCUUCGACUGAACCCCCCAAUUCCAGGGGGCUUUCGCGUUGCUCUUAAGACUUUUGAAUUAAAUGGAUACCAGAUUCCCAAGGGCUGGAAUGUUAUCUACAGUAUCUGUGAUACUCAUGAGGUGGCGGAUAUCUUCACCAACAAAGAGGAAUUUAAUCCUGACCGAUUUAUGCUGCCUCAUCCAGAGGAUGCAUCUAGAUUCAGCUUCAUCCCAUUUGGAGGAGGCCUUAGGAGCUGUGUAGGGAAAGAGUUUGCAAAAAUUCUUCUCAAAAUAUUUACAGUGGAGCUGGCCAGGCAUUGUGACUGGAGACUUCUAAAUGGACCCCCUACCAUGAAGACCAGUCCCACUGUGUGCCCUGUGGAUGAUCUCCCCGCAAGGUUCACCCGCUUCCAGGGGGAAAUCUGAUGGGCUGCUAUGUCUAGACUUCGGACUCAUUUGAAGUGUACCUGGGAGUUUCCCCAUAGUGUUGUGUUGAUUUUAUUAUAUUUAAUUUCUAAAUGUAUAUUAUAAUAUUUAUGUGACUCUACUACAAUACCACAAUCUUUAAAUAUUGAAAUAAUGAAUUUGUAUAGCUCCCAAAUAAAGUAACAUUUGAAAGGUGCUUGUUUUGCAUUUAAGAUUCCUAUGGGGAACUAACCAGUUCAAUAUUUACAAUUAGUAUAUCGAAUCAUAUUUAACCAGUUUCUAAACAACUACAUGCAUGACUUGAUCAUCUGUGCAU
Molecule: messenger RNA, 1998 nt
Organism: Condylura cristata (star-nosed mole)
Lineage: Eukaryota; Metazoa; Chordata; Mammalia; Eulipotyphla; Talpidae
Product: cytochrome P450 26A1
Exons: 7
Coding region: 396-1682 (428 amino acids)
Biological process (GO): sterol metabolic process
Molecular function (GO): monooxygenase activity; oxidoreductase activity, acting on paired donors, with incorporation or reduction of molecular oxygen; iron ion binding
Source: RefSeq, a predicted model, not a curated record